AUGCAGCUCCUGUGCAUUUGCCUGCUGCUGUUCUGCAUCGCGACUGCGGCUGUCGCCCAGCUGGAGGGAUGGGAGGACAUAACGCAAGUGAUCGUCGCAAACAUCACCGACAUCGACCAACCGGACCCGCGGCAAUUGGAUGAGUUUGUCCGCCUCCAGGGCCGCCUGCAGCGGUCGACGGGGACGUGGAAUGCGAACCACCCGCGGUAUCGGCUGCUCAUGGCGCUGUAUGGGUUCUCGCGGUACAAGGAGAAGAACCUUGUGGAGGUGAAGCGGUGGCGGGAUUUGUAUAAGCAUGUUCCGCAGAAGCAGAAGACGUUGGUCGAAAAAACCAUCGGCUACACACGCAAACUCAACACCGUCGAGCACCUCUUCGAGGACAACGACAAGAUCGCCGCGGAUAUUGUGCGGCACGCGCUGGAGUUGUACGAUGUCUCGCAGAGCGAGCUGGACGAGUUCAUCAAGGAGGUCGAGAAGGACAAGAAGACGCCUGAUCGGACGAGCGUCGUGCAGGCCAUGAAGCAUUUCGUGCGCGAUUGGUCUGAGGAGGGGAUUAUCGAGCGGCAAGACUCGUUCCCUUGUAUUCUCAAGCAUCUUGCGGAUAUCGAUCGGUCUGAGCGGCCACUCCGUGUGUUGGCGCCGGGUGCGGGGGCGGGGAGGUUGGGGUAUGAGAUUGAUGCGCUUGGAGGCUUCGAAGUAACCCUCAACGAAUGGUCCGCAUACAUGAACCUUGUCCACCGCUACGCAACCCAAGUCUCCACACCAAACAGCCUAACCUACCACCCGUACAUAGACUGGUGGUCACACCACGCCACAACGAGCGAGAUGCAGCGCGGCGUGACAUUUCCUGACUGGGUCCCCUCGACGUCCAAGGUCGUCAUGGUCGAAGGCGACUUCACCUCCGUCUUCCCCGACAGCGAAUCUGGGACCUACCACGUCCUCGUAACCCUCUUCUUCAUCGACACCGCACGAAACCUCAUGGCUUACCUCGAGACCAUCCACCGGCUGCUCAAGCCUGGCGGGACGUGGAUUAACCUGGGACCAUUGCUGUAUGGGACGGGCCCGUGGUUGCAGUUUUCGGUCGAUGAGAUUGUGCUUGUUAGUGAGGCGCUGGGGUUUGAGUUCAUUAUUGAUCAUGAGGAGGACAUCUGUGGGGCUCAGACACCUGGGGAGGGGUUGGAGGGCAAAGUGAAGAGUUUGUAUGUGCCGUAUGGGCAGAAUGCCAGAGGGUUGAGUCGGAAUGCGUAUGAUGCGCAGUUUUGGAGAGCGAGAAAAGUGUAG
Molecule: messenger RNA, 1281 nt
Organism: Aspergillus calidoustus
Lineage: Eukaryota; Fungi; Ascomycota; Eurotiomycetes; Eurotiales; Aspergillaceae
Source: the annotation of a GenBank genome assembly